Bicyclus anynana (squinting bush brown) is the source of this 4530-nucleotide messenger RNA. RefSeq names its product irregular chiasm C-roughest protein. The transcript is spliced from 20 exons. Gene Ontology annotation, cellular component: cell-cell junction. Gene Ontology annotation, biological process: cell-cell adhesion. Gene Ontology annotation, molecular function: cell adhesion molecule binding. Bases 266 to 2734 code for a protein of 822 amino acids. NCBI's taxonomy places the organism in Eukaryota, Metazoa, Arthropoda, Insecta, Lepidoptera, Nymphalidae. The record is from RefSeq and is a predicted model, not a curated record.
UCUCAAUGCAUCGCCAGUCGCGUAUCAGCCCGAUGUGAUGUUAGUCGCGCUCUGCGUUGUCGUUUCGCGCGCUUUCGUGUUUUGUUCGAUUGUUGUUUUAUGAUAUUGACAUAAUUAUUGUUGUUCUGAAAUUGUUGUGACUGUGUGGGAAACUUUGGUGUAGUGUUUGGAUUGCGAACCGAUUUCAGAUAAUGCCAAUAACCACAUGAGAAAGAACAUACAAAUGUAUAUAACACCGCACCAUGAGACUCACAUAUGAGCCAAUAUGGCGGCUGUGUUACUAAAACCGCGCGCACUCGGGGAUGAUUCCGAAUUCAAAAAUAGAACGGUAAAGCGCAGGAAACGAUGGCCGGAUGCGUGCAUUUGGAUCCUGCUGGCGGACAUCUUGUUUGCCGGUUGUCAUGGUUACCAGGAACAGAGGUUCGCAAUGGAGCCGCAAGAUCAGAGUGCGAUAGUCGGCUCGCGGGUAACUCUUCCCUGCCGUGUGGAGAACAAAAUCGGCAGUCUACAAUGGACGAAGGACGACUUCGGCCUCGGCACUCAUCGCAACCUCAGCGGAUACGAGCGGUACUCCAUGAUAGGCAGCGACGAGGAAGGCGAUUACUCUCUAGACAUAAGAGAUGUGACUUUAGAAGACGACGGCAGUUACCAGUGUCAAGUUAGCUCCGGCCUCAAUGGGGAACCGGCUAUAAGGUCGAGGUACGCGCAACUGACAGUGCUGGUCGCGCCCGACCCCCCACGGAUCCCUCAGGGGGCCUUCAUAGAUGCAAUAGAGAACCAACCUGUGGAUAUCGAGUGCGUUUCCGAAGGCGGAAAACCUGCAGCUGAGAUAACCUGGGUGGAUGGGAACCAAGUAGUCAUAAAGAAGAAUGUAGAGAGUAGAGUAGAGAUGUUACCAGAUGAACAGAGAUAUAGAACCAGAUCAGUAUUGCGGUUAGUGCCUAACAAGGAACACCACAACCAGACAAUAACCUGCCAAGCGCAGAACACUGCGGAUAGAGCCUACAGGAUGGCCACUGUUCAUGUAGAGGUUAAAUACGCUCCUAAGAUCAAAGUAUCCGUCAAGAGUGCGACAGUGAACAACAAGAUACCUGAAGGAACCGAGGCCCGGAUUCGAUGCCUGGUUGACGCUAAUCCUCCCGCUCAAAUCUACAGGUGGUACCUGAAUGGUAACCCUGUGGUUGGGGACUAUACCGAUGAAAUGAUAAUUUUCAACGUGUCCCGUAAACACAAUAAAGGCGUAGUCAAGUGCGAAGUGAGCAACUCUGCGGGAGUGAAUGAGGCUUCUCUCACAUUAAAUGUUACUUAUCCUCCAUCAUUUCGCACGAGGCCCCGUAACAUAGAGGCGGAGGAAGGUGCCAGUGUCACUUUAAGCUGCGAUGUUGACGGUGACCCUAAGCCGGAGAUACGUUGGCUUUAUCACGAACCAGGCCGAAUCGGGCAGGUCAAGGGGAAGGCGCCCAAUCUGAAGGUCUACGUAGAGAGACGUACAGCUGGGCGGUACAUCUGCAAGGCAACUGUGGAUGGAUACCCGGAGAUUGAGAGUGAGGCCACCAUCUUCAUUAAAGGUGCACCAAAGAUCCUGUCAAACAGAACGCAGAUAGGCUCGGAGGGCGAGCGAGUGACGGUGGAGUGCGAGGCGCGGUCGGUGCCGAGGCCUGAUGACAUCCGCUGGUUCUUCGAAGGGCGGGAGAUCAGCGCUAUACACGACCCGGACUAUGCGACGGUGGAAGAGAGUUUACCAGACGGGAUCGUAAAGUCAAGUUUAGUGAUACGUGCCAGUCAGUCCAAACACUUCGGCUUAUACAACUGCAGUGUUACCAACGAAUACGGCAACGCAAAUGCUGCUAUAACUCUUAAACCACUGAAAUCUCUGCCACUUUUCAUUAUUUUAAUCGGAGUGACCUCGGGCAUAAUCGUCUUCUCCGGUUUUGUCAUUCUCCUCGUAAUGUGCCAUAGAAGGAGAAGGAGAAAGAGCCAGCAGAUGAGUGAGAAGCCUGACGUCACUGUCACAACCGGUGACAUGUACAAAGAAAGUGACAGAAGUUCCAAUAUAAGCGACCUAAAGCUGCAGUUACCACAGAGCGAUGGGAGUUACGAUUUGGAAUACACGAGCUCUGAACGUUCGGACAGCAAGAACCCCGCAGGUCUUCCGUUGGCUGGUCCCGUGCCGCUGCCCAGCAUUCGUCACGAUGACCCCAUGCUACAGUUUCGAUAUAGCAAUGACUACUCCGACCCCACCUAUGCGGGUACUUACUUUAAGAAUCCCGCAGCGUACGUCUAUGACUACCCACAGGGGUACGCGCCGCCGCCGCACCUAAAGGUUCAAUCGCCUACGCAACUGGAGGUGCCGUCCACGAACAGAUCUCUUCAAGGAUCAUUGACGCGCAGCAUCGACACCGCGUCAACACUCCCAUUGUCAGCGGGCAAUGGAUCGCAGAACAAUUCUUUGAAACGAACGAACAAAUCCGACGAAACUGACGCAAUUAACAAUUUGGGCUUACCUGUUGGAGAAGGCCCACAAGCGCAAGGUCAAGUCCCAGUGUAUGCCCAAACGGGCCCUAAGAACAACAUCGGCGUGGACUUGCGGUAUGCUGCAACCUAUGGCAACCCUUAUCUUAGAAAUAGUUCUAUAGGUUACAACAACCAAGUGCACACAGCGAAGCCAGCGGCCACGCCGGCGCCGCCGCCGUACUCCGCCGUUCGUAACUCCGUAGCACUACCAGGUACAUAGCACCGAGGGUAAACUACAAUGGUAAUGGAACCCAGACGACACAAGCGACGCAUGUGUAGCGAAAGUGUAAAAAUACAAUAAGGCUUGUGUAAACAUGGACAUUAUUGAUUACAGAUAGUAAUUGUAAUAUAUUAUGUUCCUAUAUGCGACUGAAGUGUAAAUACGAAUGUUAGGUUAGGUGUACACGUGUAAAAAAAAAAAAAAAAAUUUCGCGCCGUUUAUUAAGUUCGGCGAUGAAUAUGUCGCUAACUUACUGUAAAAUCUGUGUUGAAUUGACAAGUGAUAACUUAUUACGUAUGACGAAUUUAUCAUGACUUUAUAAUCAGUCAAGAUUUAUGAAAAAAGUAAAAAAAAAAUAUUUUUUAGAAAAAAAAAAAAUUGUUUUUGUCGGCUUUCGUGAUUCUAUGUUACGUAAUAAAAUAAAAUGUUUAAGCUUGUCUAUAACAACCAUUGAUAUGAUGAAAUAACAUCUCCAAAAGUUAAAAAAAAAAUUGGGAACUGAUUUUUUUGUAGUUAAUAUUAUUAUUUCUAUUAGUUUAUGUUAUUAUAGAAGUGUAUAGUAUUGCUCAAAAAUAGUAGAGGGCUAGGAUGAGGUCAAAAAUUUAUUUUUUGCUUAUAGUCAUAUAAUAUUAUAGAUAGACCCUGUUCAUAACGAAUUUUGUAUUGUGUACAGUAAUUCCAUAUUUUAUUAGAUUUUAAAAAUCCUUUAGUAACUUUUUAACGUAAUUAUGUUGUACGCAAAACUGUCAUAAAUAAGCUUAAGUAACUAAUUUUAAAAUUAAAUCCAAAAUUGACAGUUUUGCGUACAAUACAAUUAGUAUAAAUAAUGUCUCAGACUGAAAUGAAAAUACAAUUGGUAAUAUCGACGAAUUUGUGUGAAAAUACUUCGAAUAAAUUUAAAAUUUCCGAACGAAGAUUUAGUAUAAUAAUAAUAAUUAGAUAGCGUAAAUGAUUUACUGAAAUCUCUUUAAUAAUAGAAGAAAAAAUAUUCUGUGAUAAUCUUAAUAAAUCAAAGAAUCUUUAGUAAAAUGCAUUUUUUAAUAAUUUUGACGAAAUAAUUAUAACACAAGUCAUUUCUUAGGAGAUUUGUAGAGUUUGCACGUAGCAAAAACAUAAUUCGUUUUUAUAAAAAUCUUAAUUAAAAACUGAAUGUACAAUGAUAUUAAAAUUACUUAUUUUAAAAUCGUAUAUUUGUACUGUUUUUAUUGCAAUAAUGUCGGAUUACUUAUAUUAUGCUUCUCAUCAGUGUAUAACGAGUUAUUCUAAACACAUAAAAUAUACUGCUCUAUUUGGAUUAUUUUAUUUCUGUUCCAAAUUCAGUUUGGCUACGUAAUAAUUCAGAUAUUAUGAUCUAUGCAGUUCUUAACCAAUGUUUUUAUUAAUCAUUUUUAAAAGUUAUUUAAUUUUUAUGGCAAAAAUAUCCUUAAUUUCAAUAAAAACUUAGAUGUCCAAAUUACAAAAUGCAUUUCGUCCGUAGUUAAGAUAUAAAUGUAUGUCAUAAAUUAUUUUGGUUUCCAACAGAAUUGAUAUUGUAUCAGUUAAAUGUAUUGUAGGUUAUAUGCUUGCAUUUUAUUUUAUUCUUAUAUUAUUGAAAGUAUUUUUGUGUGUUAUAAUAAUAAUAAUCAUUUAUUUCAACGAAAAAAUAGGUAAUUAAUUUGUUUUAAUGAUCUGUACAAAUAUAAUAAUGAUAUUUUUAAUGUACAAACGUAAUAUUUGCAUGAUAGUGUUUUUCGUUCUUUGCAUGGGAAUAUAAUUUGCCAUUUUUUUAUUGUUCUGAAAUAAAAAAUGCAACAGUA